AUGGCCGAAAUACACGAUCAGUUCGAUACCAUCCUCAUUCUUUACUUCGGUUCACAGUAUUACAGUCACCUCAUAACAAGGAGAUGUCGCGAAUUGAACGUAUACGCAGAGCUUAUUCAUUGUACGUCAAAGCUGGCAGAUCUCAAAUUCAAGCCCACAGGGAUCAUCCUCUCCGGAUAUCCAUACUCUGCGUACGACGACGAUGCACCACACGUGUACCCUGGUAUCUACACUCUGGGCGUCCCUAUCCUUGGCAUGCGCUAUGCCUUCCAGGAGAUCUGCUGGAAUCACAAGGGACGGGUAGCAAAAUGCGAUCAUCGCGAAUACGGACUUGCAGAAGUUCAGAUCAGCAGGUCUAGUGAAUCGGUAAGCUCUGUUGACGCCCUGUUUGAAGGACUCGGCGAUCAGAUGCAGGUCUGGAUGUCACACGGCGAUCAACUGUCCGUUAUGCCUCCCGACUUCCAUGAGGAAUUUAUUGGCCAGGAAAUCGUUCGCAUCCGUGAGAUAUGUGGUCCGAGAGGCCGCGUGAUCGGCGUAGUCAGCGGAGGUGUUGACAGCACAGUCACAGCCAAGUUAAUGCGCGAGGCAAUCGGCGACAGGCGCACACCACGUUCUUUUCAUAACUUACUCUUACUCGCGCGUCAGAUUAUGGUGGACAACGGCAUGCUUUGUCUCAACGAAGCGCAACAAACGGAAGCAGCGAAGAUCGAGGAAGCUGCCGAGAAGGAAGAAAACGGAGCGCAGGCAAAGGGGAAGAUCGAAUGGCUAUUGCAAGGAGCCCUAUAUCCAGAUGUUAUCGGGAGCAUCAGUUUUAAGGGCCCUAGCGCGACCACCACGACGCAUCACAAUGUUGGUGGGCUUCUCAAGGACCUCUUCAAAGAUGAAGUCCGUGCGCUUGGAAGACUCCUGUCAAUACCAGCGCCUUUGGUUCAACGUCAUCCUUUCCCAGGUCCCGGUCUGGCUAUUCGGAUUUUGGGUCCUGUCACACGCGAACAAGUGAAGAUCCUGCAGCAAGCGGAUCGUAUCUAUAUCGAGGGGAUUCACAAGGCGAAUCUCUACAAUCAAAUCAGCCAGGCCACGGCCAUCUUGCUUCCUGUGAAAGCUAUCGGCGUGAUGGGUGACAAGCGCACAUAUAAGCAGGUAAUUGCUCUGAGAGCGGUGACGUCGGAAGACUUCAUGACCGCUGAUCGGUAUGCGUUUCCUCCCAAAGCUUUACGUUGGAUAUCGUCCCGCAUCACGAACGAAGUGAAUGGGAUUGAUCGUGUCACUUACGAUAUAUCUUCCAAGCCUCCAACUGUGGAAUGGCUGUGA
Molecule: messenger RNA, 1311 nt
Organism: Suillus subalutaceus
Lineage: Eukaryota; Fungi; Basidiomycota; Agaricomycetes; Boletales; Suillaceae
Exons: 12
Coding region: 1-1311 (436 amino acids)
Biological process (GO): GMP biosynthetic process
Cellular component (GO): cytosol
Molecular function (GO): GMP synthase activity; GMP synthase (glutamine-hydrolyzing) activity; ATP binding
Source: RefSeq, a predicted model, not a curated record